Molecule: messenger RNA, 279 nt
Organism: Anthostomella pinea
Lineage: Eukaryota; Fungi; Ascomycota; Sordariomycetes; Xylariales; Xylariaceae
Source: the annotation of a GenBank genome assembly
AUGCAUACAGCUAUCUCACGCCUGUUAGCGACUGACCCCGACGCCUUGAGCGCGGUGGGAAUGGCUGUCCACGACCUAGCUCCCAUUAGCGCACGUCUCAAUGACGCUCUCCGUGCCCAGCGCGACCUCCCCGCUAACGGACAGUAUGAGCCUACCAAUGCGGCUACGGCACUGGUUCACGGAGGAGGUGCUUCGUUCUUCGGGGUAUUGGGCCGCGACAAGGAGCGCGCGGCGCGCUUCGGUGGUGGCAUGCGACACUUCGCCCACGGUGCCGCCUAA